AGCAUUUGUAAGCCGCCUCACAGUCUCUGUCUCCGGGCUGAGCUGGAAGCUGCUGCCGGACAGCCGGUCAGAACACUACGGAGGUUAAAGUGAGCCAGCGAUGGACCGACCAGGUUAUGGUGGGGCUUCAUCCUCCAGGACCUAUUCCAAAAGUGUGAUGGAAAAUGGGAUCUCUCCCUCAAAUCUCACAGAGGAGGACAUAGACUAUCUACGGACUGAACUGACAAAGGUGGAGGAUGAGAUCCAGACCCUGCGGCAGGUGCUUCUGGUCAGAGAAAAGUAUGCAACAGAAAUCCGGAGUCAGCUGGGUAUGACCCCCCUCAGUAACAUCAAACAGAACCUGUCCAAAGGCUGGCAGGAAGUCCAGACCUCCGCUCCGUAUCUCACAGCCUCUGCAACUCUGGACGACAUCAGCAACUCUAACAUAGUUGUGAGGACACGGGAGUCCCUCUGUCUCGCAGGACAUGUGACAUCGUCUGCUCUCUCCAAUAUGGGCGUGAGCAUCACCAGGAGACUCGCAGACAUGAGAGCCCUGCCCCUGCCCAGCCCCCCACGGCUGAGCCACACCAUGAGUGUGCCAUCUAUGAGACACUCCUCUACGUUCAAGUCGUUCGAUGAGAUGGUGGGAACUGUGAAGGUGAGAUCAUCCAAAACAAAGAUACACUGAGCAGGACUGAAGCUGCCCUUAUGAUAAAUAGGACAGGGUGAGCGGCGGUCCUUCGAAUAAUGGGAGCAUCUCCGGCUUUGAGAGAAGACCCUCCCGCUCGUGAACCCCAAACUCAUCAGGAAUAAUUAUUUUUAAGUAAUGAUAUUUUGCUCCCCUGUUUACCCGUUGUUGUGUUACUACCAUAAGACUGAUAGAAUGUAUUACAUGUGUGAAGAAGUACUACGUUAAUGUAAAAAUAGUCCUUUAAUGUCUUAUAUUUCUGCAUGUUUAUUUAUUAGUUAUUUAGUAAAGACAUCUUCUGCUUACAAUAUGCAUUCAUUGACAUUAAUUGUGACAUUUACAAAACGUUAAACUGCAAACAAGAAGUAUUUUUGUACUUAGAGAUUUUUCAAUUAAAGUCAAUUGAAUGUUG
This is a messenger RNA of Eleginops maclovinus (Patagonian blennie), 1079 nucleotides long. RefSeq names its product tumor protein D54-like. Gene Ontology annotation, cellular component: cytoplasm. Bases 101 to 667 code for a protein of 188 amino acids. Lineage: Eukaryota; Metazoa; Chordata; Actinopteri; Perciformes; Eleginopidae. The record is from RefSeq and is a predicted model, not a curated record. The transcript is spliced from 9 exons.